Molecule: messenger RNA, 297 nt
Organism: Penicillium lagena
Lineage: Eukaryota; Fungi; Ascomycota; Eurotiomycetes; Eurotiales; Aspergillaceae
Exons: 2
Coding region: 1-297 (98 amino acids)
Source: RefSeq, a predicted model, not a curated record
AUGGACGUCCACACUCAAAAUGAGCAUAACCGGCGGGUUGUGGCCCGCUAUUGGGAAGAGGUCUGGACCAAAGGAAAUCUCAGUGUGAUUGACGAACUGUGCUCCGACAAUUACACAGUCUUCUACCCGCUACAUGGUCAAGUUACCGGAAGUUUGCCUCAAGCCAAUUCGGGUAAAGAAAUGCGUUUCUCAGGUACCACGAUAUUCACACUCAUGGAUGGCAAGAUUGUGGAAGAAAUUGGAGAAGAAUCCGCACUACUGGCACUCCAGCAAUUGGGCUUGGUGCCAACGAGCUAA